GGUUAGUAUAGAAUGGUUUUCGCGUUUAAUAUAUACAGAGCAAGGAUCAUAAUUUUUAUACAACGGGGUGCCGACACUAGUCCACCAUCCGUAAAUGACUGGCGAAUCAAUAACACGAAUACGCACGAAGGGUUAAGCCUACGGCGCGAUAUGAUUCAAUUACACUUAAUACACUUUUUGUAUAGCCUGAUUACUGCGGAACGGAAAUACCAAUCUCAGGACGUGCACCAUCUGUAAGGGGACCCACCCCAUAUUCUACUUUGGCUGAGUCCAAUUCAGUUACGAGAUAGAAUACUCAUCAAUACGCCAAAUCAGGAAACGGCCCAACUAGGGUCCCCGACAAUCCAGCCUCGAGUCUGGGAUGCCAUCUGGCCGAACCAUACUUGGUGCUUUAUUAUCUGAACCCCUUGGCGUAAGCUUCAAGUGAUACCUUCUCUCCACUGAGACUCAACACCCCCCCCUCUCUAUGUUAGUAAAAUCACCUGGAUAGCGAAAU
Babjeviella inositovora NRRL Y-12698 is the source of this 496-nucleotide messenger RNA. RefSeq lists its product as uncharacterized. The transcript has a single exon. Lineage: Eukaryota; Fungi; Ascomycota; Pichiomycetes; Serinales. Bases 13 to 237 code for a protein of 74 amino acids. The record is from RefSeq and is a predicted model, not a curated record.